CCAUCGUUUAUAUUAUCAGGUUAAAGUGUUAAACGGAGCUCAAACCAUCUGUGAAAUCCUCUGGUGGCAGACCUGUGGUUCGACAACCACAGGCGCCUUUUCAAACUUCCUGGAUCCGUCUGACAUCUCUUCUGACCCUAUCAUGUGACCCCAUGCUGGGUCCAGACCCUGGGCUCAUCUUUAAAGGGAAGCUUACAGGAAGGGGGCCCCCAGGAGCCCCAGCAGUUAGCAGCCAGAAUAAUUCAGAAGUCCUGGAGAGGAUAUGUGUACAGAGAAGUCUUCAGGUACUUCAAAGAGCUGAUCGGCCACUGCAACCAGCGGGAUCCGCAGUCGAUCCUCAAAGCUGUCAACCCUCGAGAGAGCUGCUGGAUGCUGCUGCUGGGGUGUUCAUCAGAUUUCGACUUGGAGGGAUCACCUUUCCUCCCAACAUCUACUACAAGAUCUUCACCCACCGGCCCAUCGCAGAUGUGUGUGCCAGCAGCCCAAAGGACUACACCCAGCCAGGCCUUAAGAAGCCUGUGCCCCGGCAGACCAACAAUGGCUGGCCUCCAAUGCAGGAGGACCGGUCUGGAUGGUACCAGCGUAUGGAGAACAACAGCUGGAGGCUGUUCUGUAGCAAGAUGGUUCCCAUUGGUCAGCCCAUGGUGAUCGGAGCAAACAAAAAAAUAGACUUUCACUACUCCAGGUUGCAGCGGCAACAGGAUGUGGACAGGUGGAGGAAAAGGAGGAAAAUUGAAUGGCUGAGGCAGAUGUAUAACCGGGGUCGUCUGCAGACUCAUCCUGUGCAUCAACGCAUGGCGACCCUGGCGGGGAGCUCAGCCCACGAAGUGAUGGACACCACGGAAGAGCGAGGGGACGAUGAGGUGGAGGAGCGGGAGCUGGAUGAGCUCCUGGCCUGGACCACCACUCUCAGCUUUGAGGAGUAUAUGCAGGAGUGGAGACGUUUGGCCUGCAGUCACUCCUCUGAGCCGAGCAAAGAUCUUCAUUCAUAGCCACCCUGGUUGGAGCCACAUGUGUCUGCUGGUGUCGCUGGUGGAGACAGUGAGAAGAGAAGAGAAUGAAAUAAUUGAUGUAAAAACCAAACCAGUGGUAAUGUGUUAAGUGCCGUAUUUGGGACACAAAGCAGUGAAAUCAUACUUUGCUUUUUUAGGGAUUUCAAGUCUUUAUGCUUCAUUUUCAUACAGUGAAGUAUGAUCACUGUGAUGGUGUUAUGUUAAGCAUUUUUUUAUUAUGAGUCAUGGUCAGUGUUUUGAGAGAGAGAAACUUCAGUUUAUCAGUUCAGCUUAUCUAAAAAUCUAUUAUUAAACCUGUGAGAGUUAUAACAAGUUAUAACCAGAAACAUCACGUCAUUUCAAUGUUUAAAUUCCACUAAAGACAUCAACAUGCAUCAAGCCUGUUAAAUUUAUCCUUGUGCCUUUUAAAUGUUGUGAAAUGUGUAUUUCUGCUGUGUUUUGUAGUGUCUAACCAGUGUAAACCACAGUGUGUCACAUCAGUCACAAUAUGUGUGUCUGCAGGUUUAACUGCACUUAGGCACUUAGCAGAGACACACGUCAAAUAACUGGUUCAACACUUGGACAGUGAGCUUGUUUUUUUUUUUUUUAAAUCAAUGGAAGACACCAAGUUUAAAAUAACUUGAUUCAGAUUUUACACUGGCACUGAGCAAACCGUCAUAUUAUUUGGCAAAUGGUCAAAUACAACAGAGCGUCUCAUCUUGAAAUAUCCUUUAUUGAUGCUUAAAAAUCUUAUUUAAUGAAUAAACUGACAUGGCACUACACACAAAACGAUGAUGUCUGGACGAACGUAGUGACAACUGAAGGAAACAGACAGUUUUGGACGAACAAAAGACAGCGUUACAGCCUGUAGUCCUAAAAAGAAAAGUAAAACUGACAUAAAUAUUUGUGGUUAUUUUCAGCUUUAGAGAAAAUAAAACAGGCUGACUUACAAAAUGAAAUUUCAGAAAAUGAUAAUCACAUCUUCAUAUGAGCGGGUUCAUCUUUGGGCUGAAGUCCAAACAUAAAC
This is a messenger RNA of Xiphias gladius (swordfish), 2019 nucleotides long. It is a transcript of the gene c5h11orf65, whose product is annotated as chromosome 5 C11orf65 homolog. Gene Ontology annotation, molecular function: protein binding. The transcript has 10 exons. Lineage: Eukaryota; Metazoa; Chordata; Actinopteri; Istiophoriformes; Xiphiidae. The coding region runs from base 153 to 992 and encodes 279 amino acids. The record is from RefSeq and is a predicted model, not a curated record.